AUGUACACGUCAGAAGGACACCAACACUACGAAGGCGCCACUGGGAGUCCACUACACCCGAUAGCACCAGGUGGAAGUGGAUCUCAUAUCGGCUCAGUCCCGCCACAGGGACGUCGUUAUCAAACGGAAACGAACUCACCCUUUCCAGCUCCCAACAUUAGUGGCCCACCUCCGUUCCGCGACGCUGGAGGCCAAGGCGUCUGGGUCGGCUCGGCUAUACUGGAAAAGAGUGUUCAUCCUUGUAAGCUUGGACCUCAUCUCGAUCCUCUUGUCCGAGUUCCAUAUGGGGGAAUUGAAUACGGCCAUUAUGGAAGGUAUGACCUUUUACCUGUCACGGAGGACCAUGAAUGGGUCCCUGCCUCCUAUGGACAUAUCCCACAAGGACGAAGACCCGUAGAUGGUGGAUACGAGGAGAGCGGCGAGAGAUUGCACCACGCUAUAGCAGUCAUUGACGGUAUCAGUGUCCCAGGGAAGACAGCACCUCACUUGGAGGGAGCCCUUGUUGCAUUCGGGAACGUCGAGGCUCGCGUAGAAGAGGGAUAUUGGAUUCUGUAA
This is a messenger RNA of Cantharellus anzutake, 555 nucleotides long. RefSeq lists its product as uncharacterized. The transcript is spliced from 3 exons. The coding region runs from base 1 to 555 and encodes 184 amino acids. Lineage: Eukaryota; Fungi; Basidiomycota; Agaricomycetes; Cantharellales; Hydnaceae. The record is from RefSeq and is a predicted model, not a curated record.